AUGGCCGCCUACGCGGCAGUUGCCACUGCGAUGCGGCGCCCGCCGGCCUACCGUUUGCCGCACGGCGCCGCCGGCCGCAGCACGAGGAUGCAGCUGCUGCCACUGGACCUGCAGGAUGACGACGCGGCGGCGGCGUCGUCACCGUCGCUGGCGCAGCGUGGCAGCCAGCUUGCGCUGCCGAUCGACCGGCUCUCGCCUCUGCACCUGGACGGUGCGGUUGCCAGCCCGAGGGCUCGAGGGGGCGAGGUCCUCGAGCGCCUCAGCCAGCUGUCGCAGCAGGUGGAGCGGCUGCAACGCCUGCCACGGCAGCUGGAGGAUGUGAUUUGCGGCCAGGAGCGCUUGGAGAGGGCUCUGGGUGUGCUGCAGCAGCAACUCAGGACUCAGAGCAUUUCCUCCACCGCUGCAGUGGUGGCCUCGCCCCGGGAGCUCAGCGACAAUGAGCGCGAGAGCUUUGGCGAGCUGCGCCACAAGCCUGACGACGAGAGAGGCUUCGCAUCCCAUGCUACCUGGGAGGUGAAUGAUGAAAACCCCCAAACCAUGCGCAGGGCGAGUAGCCAAAUGAGCUCGCACGCCACAGCGCAGGGGACGAGUAGCAAUUUGUGCUCGUCGGCGCCUCCGCUAGUGCCGAGGCUCCCGAGGGAGAACGUCGGCUCGCCGGCCACUCCGUUGAAUUCGGCGCAGGGCCUGGCCAAGCGCCCGCCUGGAGCGGGUGCGGAAACGCCCACGGAGGCGUGCUCUCCAGCUGCCCACGUCGCUUUCUCAUCGCACUCGAUCUCUGACGCCGCGUGGAGCCGCCAGGCGGCCAGCGGCCGCGAGGCGCCGGUCGGGCGCAAGAAGAGCUGCCUGAGAGAGACGCCGGGGAGCGCCAGCCCAGAGGGGUCGCCCUGCACGGAGGCGGGCGGGGCCCUCGGCCUGAGCCCAGCGGCGUCGUCGAAUCAGGCGCGCUCCGCGUGGCCGUCCCCAGCGUCCCACAGCAUCGUGCUGAGGCAGCGCAGGGAGCUCCAGGACAGGGACACGCUGAGCCGCGUGAAUGUUCGGAGGGCGUCGACGAAGACGGCCAGCUACACGUUCUUGCCUCGCUCGGGGCUGCGCCCGAUGCACCCUGACCAUAGGCCGCGCCUGGUGCUGGAUCUGGUGUUCUGCGUCAUGACGCUGUACGACUGCUGGGCGGUGCCCUACCAGAUGGUCUGGCAGGUCGAGUACACUGGGGUCUUGGCCGUCUGGACGUUCCUCACGGUGGUCUGGUGGACCGUCGACCUGGUCCUCGGCUUCUUCACCGGCUAUUACCGCAAGGACAGGGUCGAGAUGGGUCUGUGGCAGAUCGCACGGCAUUAUCUGAAGCGCAUAUUCUUCUUCAACGUCAUCGCGGUAGUGGCCGAUUACAUCGUCAUUGCGGCGGCGGCCCGCCGCCAGUUCUCCAACGAUACGGGGUUCAGCUACCAGCUGGAGAAGGUGGCCAGUUUUUGCAAGAUCAGCCGCCUCAUUCGGAUGUGCUUGAUGGUGCGUAGCGGGAGGGUGGGUAAUUUAUACGGUCGCAUUGUGAACGAGACGCGGCAGCGCGGGGUCGGUCGCCAGUUUUCGACAGCAGCCACGGUCAUCCAGAUGAUCCUGUUGAUGUUUUGGAUCACGCACCUCGGUGCGUGCUUCUGGCGCUUGGUUGGGGAAGAUGCAAUUGACAAGUGGUACGCUGAUGCGGAGAAGGAGGAUGCGAGCGGGACGUUCGACUACGCGCUCAGCUUGUAUUGGUCAGUCAGCGUGAUUGUCGCUGGCGGGAGUAUAAUGGAUGUGACAGAGACUUCUGAGGUGGUUUGCACUUGUGUGUUCAUCCUGUUCGGGCUCCUCUUCGUCAGUAUUCUCAUUUCCUCCAUUACUGCGACCGUGAUGGACUUCCACAUGUCCAACAAGGAGCGCGCGGACAAGAUCAGGACACUCCAGCAGUACCUUCACCAGCACGAAGUGGAGGCUCCCGUGGCCAUUCCCGUCGAGAAGCAGAUUUUGGAACGGAUGGCGCACGUGAGCCGUGUUAGCGAGGCGGACGUCACGGUCCUGUCCUACCUGUCUCCUGCGCUGAGGGCGGAGCUCUGGCGGAUAGCGUCUACGGUCCUGGCCUCUCCCGCAACGCGUUCAUCCGCGCCGUGA
Messenger RNA from Prorocentrum cordatum, 2139 nucleotides. The record is from the annotation of a GenBank genome assembly. Lineage: Eukaryota; Dinophyceae; Prorocentrales; Prorocentraceae.